This is a messenger RNA of Humulus lupulus (European hop), 1479 nucleotides long. Its product is annotated as dihydroorotase, mitochondrial-like. The coding region runs from base 267 to 1307 and encodes 346 amino acids. NCBI's taxonomy places the organism in Eukaryota, Viridiplantae, Streptophyta, Magnoliopsida, Rosales, Cannabaceae. The transcript is spliced from 8 exons. Gene Ontology annotation, biological process: pyrimidine nucleotide biosynthetic process; 'de novo' pyrimidine nucleobase biosynthetic process. Gene Ontology annotation, cellular component: cytoplasm; chloroplast. Gene Ontology annotation, molecular function: dihydroorotase activity. The record is from RefSeq and is a predicted model, not a curated record.
CGUGCAAACAAUAUUCUCUACUGUAAAAUGCUAAAGGAAGAAGAAAGUGGGAAAAAAAACACAAAUCUAUAUCUUACACUUGUUUUGAUUUUGUUUCAAGAAAGAAGGUGUCACUGCUGCUGAAUCCAGGUAGUAAUCAAUCUAUAUUAUCAUCUCCAUGUUCAAAUGCUAACUUUCGAAUUGGGUCUAAGUAAAACUAGAUAUAUUUUCCCAUUUUCUAGGCGACCCAGUUGACUUUAAAUGAGUUAAAUUACAGAGGAAAAAGGAUGGAGUUGACUAUAACACAGCCGGAUGAUUGGCAUCUCCACCUUCGUGAUGGGGACCUUCUCAAAGCUGUAGUCCCUCACAGUGUAGCCCUGUUUGGAAGGGCAAUAGUGAUGCCAAAUCUGAAACCUCCCAUCACUACAACAGCUGCAGCAUUGGCUUAUCAAGAAUCCAUCUUGAAAGCACUGCCUGCUGGUUCAACCUUUACUCCUCUUAUGACACUUUACUUGACAGAUACAACAAGUCCCAUUGAGAUCAAGCUUGCAAGAAAAAGUGGAGCUGUAUUUGGUGUAAAGUUGUACCCUGCUGGUGCAACAACAAAUUCUCAAGAUGGGGUUACAGAUCUUUUUGGGAAAUGUGUACCUGUUCUUGAGGAAAUGGUUGAGCAAAAUAUGCCUCUAUUGGUUCAUGGAGAGGUUACGGAUCCUGAUGUUGAUAUAUUUGAUCGCGAAAAGGUUUUUAUUGAAACUGUUUUGCGGCCCUUAAUCGAGAGGCUUCCACGGCUGAAAGUUGUGAUGGAGCAUGUAACCACUUUGGAUGCAGUUAGGUUUGUGGAGUCAUGCAAAGAAGGCUAUGUGGCUGCAACUGUCACACCACAACAUCUUCUGCUUAAUAGAAAUUCUAUAUUCCAAGGAGGAUUGCAGCCUCAUAAUUACUGCCUCCCCGUACUCAAAAGAGAGAUCCAUAGACAAGCUCUAGUGUCUGCUGUCACCAGUGGAAGUAAAAGAUUUUUCCUUGGAACUGAUAGCGCUCCUCACGAGAGACGAAGCAAAGAAUGUGCUUGUGGUUGUGCUGGUGUAUUCAAUGCGCCUGUGGCACUAUCAGCAUAUGCCAAAGUCUUUGAAGAGGUUGGUGCUCUUGACAAGCUAGAGGCUUUUACAAGCUUUAAUGGGCCAGAUUUCUAUGGGAUUCCCAGAAACAACUCGAAAAUUAAACUGAGCAAAACUCCAUGGAAAGUUCCUGAUUCUUACUCUUAUUCUUUUGGAGAACUAGUCCCAAUGUAUGCUGGAGAAACACUUGACUGGAAACCAUCCUUGGACUGAAUCAGCUUUCAAAUUUGGACAAGUCAUGAUUCUCAUUUCCAUCAUUUUUUCCCCUAUGAAUUUCAAUCUAUCAUAAGCUUACUAAUUUAUAGUUGUCCUCGUGCCUGGAUGUUAUAAACAUUAAAAUAAUUGUUUUGUAUUUCCAUUUUUUUUUAUAAAAAAAACUUGAAAA